AUGGCACUUGAAGCUCAUGGAGUUGACCACCCUUCAAGCUCUUUUGGUUCGGCUAGGAGAUGGAAUUUCAAGGAUGACGAAGAACUUGAGAGGGGACAAGUUAUUAAACCAAGUCUGCUCCGAGCAAUUGAAGAAUCUCUUUCUGCAAUUGUUGUUCUCUCUCCAAAUUAUGCUUAUUCAACUUGGUGCCUGGAUGAGCUCUCAAAGAUUCUCCAUUCUAAGAAAGAGUCAGGUCUUUAUGUAUUUCCAAUAUUUUCUGGUGUGGAUCCAUCUAAUGUUGAACAUCAGAGAGGAAGUUUUGCAGAAGCAUUUAAAAAGCAUGAAGAAAUAUUUACAAGAGAUGAAAUGAAGGUGCAAAAUUGGAGGGAUGCUUUAAAAGAAGUUGCUAACUUAUCUGGCUGGCACUCUGACAAUUGUCAUGAAACAAAACUCAUUGAAACCAUUAUUGAAAAAGUGUGGUCAAAAAUAUAUGAUGAACUUCCAUUUGACUUUGAGAAAUUGGUUGGAAUUGAAUCAAAAAUUGUCAACUUAAACUCACUUAUAGUUAAUGGAUUGGGUGAAGUUCAAUUUAUAGGCAUAUGGGCCAUAGGUGGUUUAGGUAACACUACUCUUGCAAGAGCUUUCUAUGAGAGAACGUAUAAAGAUUUUGAAGUUCAUUGCUUUCUUCUUAAUGUUAGAGAGGUAUAUGAAGCAGAAGAGAAAUGGAAGGAUGCGCUUCCUAAGUUGAAGAAGGUUCCUCCAAAUAACAUUUUGAAGAUACUUAAGGUGAGUUUUGAUGAAUUAGAUCAUAGGGAAAAGACUAUAUUCUUGGAUAUUGCUUGCUUUUUCAAUGGGAUGGCCAAAGGCCCUCUCAUACAAAUUUUAGAAAUUUUGGAUGAGGAUCUUCACCCAACAAUUGGAAUAGAUGUUCUUAUUGACAAAUCACUAGUAAUCAAUUCAGAAGGGUAUUUGUGGGUGCACCAUAUACUUCGAGAUAUGGGUAAAUAUAUAGUCUCUCAAGCAUCAUCACCUAAUGAUGCUGGCAAGCAUUCUAGGAUAUUGUCUUUGAAGGAUGCCAAUGAUGUAUUAGAAGGAAAUAAGGGGACAGGAGCAAUUCGGGCUAUAGCCAUAAUAGUAGAAGAAACAUUUAAUGCACUUUCGAAUCCUGACGCCUUCUCAAGGAUGAUCAAUCUCAAAUUACUUGUCAUUUCAAGCCGCUCACAUAUUUCUCAUUGUCAAUUGAAUCUCUCACGUGGAAUUAAGUCCCUUCCCAAUGGCCUGAAAGUCUUAGCAUGGGAUGGGUAUCCUUUGGAUUCUUUGCCCAAUCAAACAAAACUGCAUGAACUUCUUGUUCUAAAAAUGAAACAUAGCAAGUUAAAAGAACUUUGGAGGGGAGCACGGUCUCCGCCAACGUUGAAGUCCAUUGAUUUAUCUUAUUCAAAAUUCCUCAUCAAAACUCCAGAUUUUUAUAAAAUUCCUAAUCUUGAGAUAGUGAUUCUAGAAGGGUGUUCUACAUUGGUUGAAGUUCACCAGUCUCUUGGGCAAUAUAAUAAUCUUGUUAUUGUUAAUUUGAAAGGCUGCAAAAAAGUUAGAACCCUUCCAAGAAAAUUUGAGAUGGAUUGCUUAAAGAUUUUUUUUCUAUCUGGUUGUUCAAAAAUUAGAAAACUUCCUGAGUUUGAAAAGGAUAUGAAAUGUCUCUCUACACUAGAUUUAGAGAACACUGCUAUAUCCAAACUACCUGAAUCAUUGGGCAAUUUGAUUGGUCUUGUUGAAUUAAAUUUGACGGGUUGCACAAAUCUUGUUUUCCCUCCAAAUAAUGUUCAUAAAUUCAUAGCCAGGAAGAUUUUCAAAAUUUCUGGUUGGUCUAACCUUUCAAGGAUGCCAGAGGAUUUGAAUGAAAAUGGGACUUUGGAAGUGCCUGAUGUGGGUCGAAUUUCACCAUCAUCAUGGAGUUGUGUGUCCCUGCUCAGGAAGUCAUUUGGGCUUCAAAGGCCUUUAAGCUCAACAAAUUUUAUGGUACCCAUUUCUUUAUCAUUCUUGAGCCAAUUAAAAUUAGGUUAUUGCAAACUUCAUGAUGGAUCACUUCUCUUUGCAAAACCUCCACUUCCUUCUCUGUUUGACGCGCUCGACAACUCGGAGGAGGCUAGGAUUUGCCUCUUCUUCUUCGUGUCUGCAUCUGAGAGUAGCCGAGAUGCUGCGUCAUCAUUAGUGGCUUUACUCGCUGCUGCACCUUUGUUCGCAGCUGUGUCGGCCAUUCUUGCUCUGUCUCUUUCUCUCUUCAAAUCUGGCAUGGUGUUUGUGGGUGAUUAG
This is a messenger RNA of Prosopis cineraria, 2289 nucleotides long. RefSeq names its product TMV resistance protein N-like. NCBI's taxonomy places the organism in Eukaryota, Viridiplantae, Streptophyta, Magnoliopsida, Fabales, Fabaceae. The record is from RefSeq and is a predicted model, not a curated record. Gene Ontology annotation, biological process: defense response; signal transduction. Bases 1 to 2289 code for a protein of 762 amino acids. The transcript is spliced from 7 exons.